Molecule: messenger RNA, 183 nt
Organism: Ilex paraguariensis (yerba mate)
Lineage: Eukaryota; Viridiplantae; Streptophyta; Magnoliopsida; Aquifoliales; Aquifoliaceae
Source: the annotation of a GenBank genome assembly
AUGCAGAUGUAUGGUUAUUUGACUAACACGAAAGUGAAGUUCAUAUUGGUAACGACAGAUCUUGAUGUCCGAGAUGCAGAUGUGAGAAAUCCUGGACUUGUUUUUGGGGAGGAUGGUAGGAUUGGAGGAAAUGCUAAUUUGGUAACUCAAAGGCACCCUAAUGAGUUGUGGUCUGAUUUCUAA